AGGCAGGAAGUGACUGCUGGGAUGGGGUAGCUUUCCCCAGAGCAGCACGUUGUAACCCUGGCUGGCCUGUGCUGUCCACAGCUGUGCCCUCUGGCAGGCAGGCAGGUGCCACUUGAGCCCCUCUCUCCAUCCUGCAUGGCUCCAGCCUGGCUUCUGCACAGUUGGCCCCAGGCCAAGAUCUGCCUGUGCCUGGCCCAAGCUAGAGAGCCCAGGGGGAACAGAGGUUUCCCCGCCCUCUGUGACUCAGGUCUGACAGCCCUCCUGGCAGUCAAGCAUUCAUGGGGUGGGGAGCAGGAGGGGCCAGGUGGUGACAUCAGAGUGGGGUACAAAAGCUGGAGCAGCAGAACAGUGCCGAGUGGGGCGCCAACUUGAGUGUAUGCUGACUUGAAGCGGCAACUCUACCUGCACCCUACGGAUUGCCUGCAUCAUGGCACCUGCUGGCUUCAUGCUGGGCUCUCCAUGGCUUCUGUGGCUCCUGGCUGUGACCUCCUUAGCUGCCGGGGCACAGCCACUGACCCCUCAGGACCCUGAGGAAGAGGAGGACUCCACAGCCACACCUCUGCGGCCUGUACCCUGUGAUUACGACCAGUGUCGCCACCUGCAGGUGCCAUGUGAGGAGCUGCAGCAGGCCAGGCCAGUGCCUUGCCUGUGUCCAGGGCUGUCCAGCCUGGCCCAGCCACCUGCCCCGCCCCGCCUGGGCGAGGUACGAGUGGUGGCCGAGGAUAGCCACGCCGAGGUACACUGGUGUGCGCCAGCCUCCCCUGUGCACCACUACCAGCUUCUGCUCUGGGAGGGCACCAAGGCACCACACAGGGGACCCCUACUCAAUGCCACUAUCCGUAGAGCCACACUGAGGGGGCUACAGUUGGGGAGUACCUAUGUACUCUGUGUGGUGGCUGCCAACGAUGCUGGGGAGAGCUUGGCUCCUGGGCCGGGCAGCGAGGAUCCUGACGGGGUGGCCUCCCCCACUUUUGGGCCCUGUGGCCGGUUCUCGGUGCCCCCUAGGCCCAGCACCUUGGUGCACACAGCCAUUGGGCUGGGCGCUGCCCUGGCCCUGCUGAGCUGUGCUGCCUUGGUCUGGCAUUUCCACCUGCGCCAACGCUGGGGCUGCCCAAGACACCACUAAGCCACUGCCAGACCCUAGAGGACAUCUGCAUGGUGGCUAGGAACACUGAGAGCUUCGGGGCCCCAGAGGGACAUCCGGUGGUCACUGAGGCUCUUAGGUAUAAGAAGAAAAUCCUGACCCUGGAAACUGCAGCCACCAGCAACCCCUCCUGGCUCCGCAGCUGUGGCCUGCUGAACUGUUACACCACAGUGGCUCCAGGGGACUUUGUGAAAGGCUUGGGGGUAGGUGUUGGGUCUCCUGCUUCCAUGGUUUCCAAGACUGAACAAACCUGUGUGGGAAUCUGCCUGGUCCCAGGAGGGAUAGAGAAGAGCAGCCCAGGUGCCAUCUGGCACAAGUAAAUCUCCAUGAUGUUUUGUUUUGUGUUUUUUUCUCCUUGAUGUUUAAAACAGAAAAACAGUUACCCCUGGUAGAAGCGGUGUGAAAAGAAUUAAGGUCCUGCUGUACAGGAACCAACUCCCCAGGACAAAUGUAACUGUUACUGUUACUGCCAACAUGGCCUAGCAAGAAUAAAAAUUAUUAACAGUUA
This is a messenger RNA of Cavia porcellus (domestic guinea pig), 1652 nucleotides long. It is a transcript of the gene Lrrn4cl, whose product is annotated as LRRN4 C-terminal like. Lineage: Eukaryota; Metazoa; Chordata; Mammalia; Rodentia; Caviidae. Gene Ontology annotation, molecular function: protein binding. The record is from RefSeq and is a predicted model, not a curated record. The transcript is spliced from 2 exons. The coding region runs from base 428 to 1126 and encodes 232 amino acids.